GCUCAGACGGUUGUUGGGAACCAGGCGGAAGAUGUGGAAGGUAACGGGUCGGAGUUCGGCUCUGGACCGAGCCCAGGCGCUGUUGUGCGCCAAGAGGAGCAGCAGAGGAGGAGACCCUCCGACCGCAACACAGGGCGGCUCCUUCAAAUCUCCAUCUGAUCAUCCAAACAUCCAGACUCUCAUGUCUGACCUGAGUGAGCUGUCCAUGGAGAGCUCUGCCUCUUCUGCUGAAGCUGCCAGAAACACUCAAGAGGACCCUGAGAGGAAGGGAGGUCCCACCAAGGAUCUCAGGCCUCAGAGUUCACUGGGAGAAGGAAGCAGGUUCCUAAAGAAGGCUCCCAAACCAGCGACCAGCAGCCAGUCACCCGUCAGCAGGAACCAAAGCCAGCCGGUGGUAGAGUCAAGACGGGCGUCGUCUCAGGCUCCAGCCUGGCGUCGACUGGCUGAGAUCGAAAGCCGUGUCCGGAACCGACAACAGGAGCUGCAGCAGGCCAAACGGGCCACGCAGGCAGCGGCCGUCCAGAACACCGAGGCCUCCGUGGAGCCGUCAGAAGACUCUGACUCCGAGCAGAGCCGCAAGGGAAAGCGCUUCCUCAAAAAGACGUCAGCAGCAACCGCUGAAGGAACGGACGCUGCUCCGCCUGCAGGCGUUGGCGACAGGUCCAGAUCAGGAGGCGGUUCUGCUGAGAUCCGUUCUGGAGGGUUGGAGAAGAAGCAGAGGAGAGAAGGGAGUGCAAUAAAUCUAGAGAGUGAUGAAGAAGACAUAAAGGAACUGCUAGGUGACUCUUUCCACAGACUUUCCUCAGGAGGAAGUCCACAAGUGACACUUAGCCAUCCCGAUAGGAGGGUGGGAAGCUCCGCCGCUGCCGGCCCUCCAUCGUCCUCUAACACCGCACCGCCUCGCUCUCCUGCGUCUCCUUCACAUCGCCGCUCCCCGUUUCGAUUCACCGGCCAGGCCCAGGUCCAGUUCAGUCCCUCUGCGCUCUCCCCAUCGCCUCCUCCCCCCGACCUCCCCACCUCCCACCCAGAGAGGCCGGGCUCCUCUCAGAGGCCUGGGAGUCGGCAGAGCUCCCACUCGUCCUCUGCUGAAGUGCUUUCUCUGGAGGAGUUGUUCCCGGUGGGACCUGACUCUGACCAUCAGCACAGCAUCCUGAGUUCCGUUUCUUCAGAAGAUUUCCGGAUCAAUGUGAGGACACUGGAUGAGCUCAUCCCUGCAUCUACAGGAGCUGCAACAGAGGAGCUGGAAAAACAGCUGGUUGACCCGGUUCCUGGAUCACACGAGGAGGAAGAGGUGGUGCCGGACUAUCAGAGCGACUUUGAUUCUAGCGUCGGGCAGAUCUCAGAGCACCUGGGAGAUGAUGAUGAUGAUGAGAAGGAGGAAGCAGAGGUCAGAGAGGAGGUUUCCACGACCGAAAAAUCUCACAGCAACCCAGAUGACGAUUGUUCCAGCGCUUCCUUUGAACCGAGUCGCUCCAGUGUCUCCUGGACUUCGGGUCGCAGUCAGAGGUCAGAGUCGCCGCGCAGCAGGCGGAGCUCCUCUCAGCGAUCAACCAGGAGGAGCUACACAGACGCAGCCGUACAGACCCACCCCGAUCCAACUGGUGUGGCCCCUGUGGACCCCACAGUGAGCAGGAUGUACCUGAAGCCCAUUCCUGCUGUCAGUGCCGAGAGACUGGAAGCCAUCAGCCUGUUCAACCCGGCUGGAUUCGCCCUCAACGAAACGCUGAAACAGCAGCUGGCCAUGACCAGGCGGUUCAUGGAGCGCAGCGAUGAGCUCCACGCCGCCCUGCUGAGGAGCCUGGAGCCGCCUAACUACAGAUACACCACGCUGGAGGAGACCAUCCAUGUAAGGCUAACACUCUCUUGGGGGUUUUUUUGUUCAUCAACCGUCCAGCCUUUCUAGAAAUGAAGAUUAAGG
Cyprinodon tularosa is the source of this 1918-nucleotide messenger RNA. RefSeq names its product chromosome unknown C19orf44 homolog (gene cunh19orf44). NCBI's taxonomy places the organism in Eukaryota, Metazoa, Chordata, Actinopteri, Cyprinodontiformes, Cyprinodontidae. Bases 32 to 1903 code for a protein of 623 amino acids. The transcript is spliced from 9 exons. The record is from RefSeq and is a predicted model, not a curated record.